Penicillium nucicola is the source of this 4551-nucleotide messenger RNA. RefSeq lists its product as uncharacterized. The transcript is spliced from 8 exons. Gene Ontology annotation, molecular function: ATP binding; ABC-type transporter activity; ATP hydrolysis activity. Gene Ontology annotation, cellular component: membrane. The record is from RefSeq and is a predicted model, not a curated record. NCBI's taxonomy places the organism in Eukaryota, Fungi, Ascomycota, Eurotiomycetes, Eurotiales, Aspergillaceae. Gene Ontology annotation, biological process: transmembrane transport. The coding region runs from base 1 to 4551 and encodes 1516 amino acids.
AUGGCGCAGCAAGACGAAGACCAUGAGGCCAUCGAGCCCUCCUCCUCUUCCUCCGAGAACGACAGACAGCAGUCCCAAGCAAGCUCCGAUCCCCCUCCAAGCGUGGAUGCUGCACAAAAAAAGCGUCAUGGAAUGGUUUUCGACUAUAUCCGCCCAGAGGACCGCGCUGAGCUCUCGCGCAUUGCCUCAAAUUUCCCUCGGCGCCGUUCCGCCGACUCUGGCAUAUCUGAGAUGACAGCUGUCGAGCGCAACGAAACACUCGAUGGUAUAGAUCUAGAUAGCCCAGUUCUCGAUCCCAAGAGUGAUCAGUUCGACCAUUACAAGUGGGCCCGCAUGAUGCUCAAGCUGAUGGAUAAGGAGGGUGUUCCUAUCCGCAAAUCAACUGGUGUCUUUUGGGAGAAUCUCAAUAUUUCCGGCUCGGGAUCUGCAUUGCAGUACCAAAACAAUGUGGGAUCUGUCCCACUGGCGCUGUUUCGGCCACAAGAAUACAUCUCGUGUGGGGGUCGUUCGCCACAGAAAAGGAUCUUGCGCAAUUUCGAUGGUGUUCUGGAAAGCAGUGAGUUGUUGAUCGUGCUUGGGCGACCCGGGAGUGGUUGCUCGACGUUUUUAAAGACCAUUUCUGGCGAGCUUCAUGGAUUGAAGUUGGAUAAGGAAUCGGAUAUCCAGUACAAUGGCAUUCCUAUGGAGACGAUGCACAAGGAGUUCAAGGGAGAAGUCCUCUAUAAUCAGGAGGUUGACAAGCACUUCCCUCACCUCACUGUUGGUCAGACACUUGAGUUUGCUGCUGCGGCUAGAACUCCUGAGCACCGGUUGAACGGGAUCAGUCGGACUAGGUACGCCAAGCAUAUCACUCAGGUAGCCAUGGCUGUGCUUGGGUUGAGUCAUACAUAUAACACCAAGGUUGGAGAUGACUACAUCCGCGGAGUAUCUGGAGGUGAGCGAAAGCGAGUCAGCAUUGCUGAGAUGGCGCUUUCUGGAGCCCCCGUUGCAGCAUGGGAUAACAGCACUCGAGGUCUGGAUUCCGCCAGUGCCUUGGAGUUUGUCAAAUCCCUGAGAGUUUCUGCAAGCCUGAUCGGAAACUGUCACGCGGUUGCAAUCUACCAGGCCUCGCAAGCGAUCUAUGAUAUCUUCGACAAGGUAAUUGUCCUCUAUGAAGGUCGAGAGAUUUUCUUUGGCCCUUGCAAUCAAGCCAAGGACUAUUUCUUGGAUAUGGGCUGGGAAUGUCCCGCUCGCCAGACUACUGGUGAUUUCUUGACCUCUGUCACAAAUCCACAAGAGCGUACCGCUCGGGAAGGCAUGGAGAACAAAGUCCCUCGUAGCCCUGACGACUUUGAGAAAUACUGGAAGAGCAGUUCUCACUACGCUGCUCUUCAGAAAUAUAUCUCUCUUUAUCGGGAAGAGUAUCCGCUUGGUGGAGAGGCUGGAAAGAGCUUCAAUGAGACGAAGAGGCUGCGACAGGCAAAGCAUGUUCGACCCAAGAGUUCAUAUGUCAUUUCGAUUCCGAUGCAAGUCAAGCUUUGCACUAAGAGAGCUUAUCAACGGAUUUGGAACGACAAGCCUUCUACGAUGACAACUGUCAUUGGUCGCAUAGUUAUGUCCUUGAUCAUUGGAUCCAUUUAUUUCGGAACCCCCAACGCAUCCGCAGGAUUUCAAAGUAAAGGCGCAGCAUUGUUUUUCUCUGUCCUAAUGAACGCCCUCAUCAGUAUCACAGAGAUCAACUCUCUCUAUGAUCAGCGACCAAUUGUGGAGAAACAAGCCUCGUAUGCCUUUGUACAUCCGUUCACGGAGUCUCUAGGAGGAAUUGUUGCCGACAUACCUGUCAAAUUUGUAUCGGCCGUGGUAUUCAACGUCAUUUUCUACUUCUUGGCUAGUCUGCGAUACGAACCCUCCCAAUUCUUCAUCUUCUUCCUCUUUACUUUCCUAAGUACCCUCGCAAUGUCAGGUGUAUUCCGAACACUAGCAGCAUCCACGAAAACCCUCGCACAAGCCAUGUCCCUGGCUGGAGUCAUAGUUCUUGCAAUCGUCAUCUACACAGGCUUUGUGAUCACCGUGCCAGAAAUGGUCGUCUGGUUCAGUUGGAUUCGAUGGAUCAACCCGGUCUAUUACACCUUCGAAGCAUUGAUCGCAAACGAGUUCCAUGGUCGUCGCUUUACAUGCUCGCAAUUCAUCCCGGCUUACCCCAGUCUCACGGGUGAUUCAUUUAUCUGCGCCGUGCGAGGCGCUGUGGCGGGUGAACGAACUGUGUCUGGUGAUGCUUACAUUGAAACUCAGUACAGUUAUUCCUAUGCGCAUGAAUGGCGCAAUUUGGGUGUUUUGAUUGGAUUUUGGAUUUUCUUUAUAUCACUCUAUCUGCUUGCGUCGGAGCUCAACUCGUCAACAUCCUCGAAGGCUGAAUUCUUGGUUUUCCGGCGUGGCCAUGUCCCUGCGCAUCUGCGACAUCUCAAUAAGGGCAAAGAAAGUACAGGCUCAGCGGAGGUCAAGCAGGAGAAGCAUUCGGAAGAAGAGAGAGACACUUCUGCCAUUCCAGCUCAGCAUGAUAUCUUCACUUGGAGGAAUGUCUGCUAUGAUAUUCCCGUCAAAGGGGGCGAACGACGUCUGCUGGAUAAUGUCUCUGGUUGGGUCAAGCCCGGCACAUUGACAGCUCUUAUGGGCGUAUCUGGUGCCGGAAAGACAACCUUACUCGAUGUUUUAGCCAAACGUGUUUCUAUCGGUGUUGUCACCGGGGAUAUGCUGGUCAACGGAAAAGCCCUCGAUACCAGCUUUCAAAGGAAAACAGGCUAUGUUCAACAACAAGACUUGCAUCUUCCGACGAACACGGUUAGGGAAGCACUUCGUUUUAGUGCUUUGUUACGCCAACCGAAAACUGUUUCGAAGAAAGAAAAACAUAGGUAUGUUGAAGAGGUCAUCGACAUGCUUGGUAUGCAAGACUUUUCAGAUGCCAUUGUCGGCACACCUGGCGAAGGAUUGAAUGUUGAACAGAGGAAAUUGUUGACUAUUGGAGUCGAGUUGGCUGCAAAGCCUGCUCUCCUGAUUUUCCUUGAUGAGCCUACCAGUGGAUUGGACUCUCAGAGUUCAUGGGCUAUCUGUGCUUUCUUGCGAAAGCUUGCCGAGCACGGCCAAGCAGUUUUGUCGACAAUUCAUCAACCCAGUGCACUUCUUUUCCAGCAAUUUGAUCGUCUUCUGUUUCUCGCUAAAGGAGGUCGAACCGUCUACUUUGGUGAAAUCGGUGAUCAGUCGCGCAUUCUACUGGACUACUUCGAGGGCAAUGGAGCCAGGUCCUGCACUUCACAGGAAAAUCCUGCCGAGUACAUGCUCGAAAUCAUCGGCGCUGGUGCAUCUGGAAAGUCAACCCAAGACUGGCCCCAAGUGUGGAAUCAAAGCCAAGAAGCCAAAAACGUCCAAACAGAAAUCGACCGUAUUCACGAUGACCGAGCCGCAGCCAGUACCAGUGAUGAAAGUGAAUCCAAGACAGGCGAAUACGCAAUGCCAUUUACCUCACAGCUAUGGCACGUCACCUACCGAUCAUUCCAAGGUUUCUGGCGCGAACCAUCCUACGUAUGGGCAAAGAUCAUGCUGGCGACGAUGUCCGGACUAUUCAUCGGAUUCACGUUUUUCAAACCAGAUAAUUCUCUACAGGGAUUCCAGGAUGUCUUGUUCAGCGCUUUCAUGCUCACAUCUAUCUUCUCGACUCUCGUGCAACAGAUCAUGCCCAAAUUCGUAGUCCAGCGCUCUCUCUACGAAGUACGUGAGCGCCCCUCAAAGGCCUACUCCUGGGGUGCAUUCCUGAUAGCAAAUGUCAUCGUCGAAAUCCCAUACCAAAUCCUAGUUGGAGUCAUCAGCUGGGCAUGCUAUUACUACCCAAUCUACGGCGCUGCACAACCUUCCCACCGACAAGGUCUGAUGCUACUAUUCGUGGUCCAGUUUUACAUCUUCACGUCUACCUUUGCAUCACUGGUGAUUUCGUCCCUCCCCGACGCUGAAACAGGUGGAACUAUCGCCACACUCUUGUUUAUCAUGACCUUGACCUUCAACGGUGUCAUGCAGCCGCCGAAUGCCCUGCCCGGAUUUUGGAUCUUCAUGUAUCGCGUCUCGCCGUUGACGUAUCUCAUUGCUGGUCUUACUGCGACGGGAUUGCAUGGUCGACAGAUUCGAUGUUCCGGUGCUGAACUAAGUGUGUUUAAUCCUCCGUCUGGGCUGUCGUGUGGUGAUUAUCUUGCGCCGUAUCUUCAGGUUUCUGGCGGUCAGCUUUAUAACCCUGCUGCUGUGAGUGGGUGCCAGUAUUGUCAGUUGCAGAAUGCGGAUCAGUAUUUGUCCGCUAGUAAUAUCUUCUACGGCGAACGCUGGCGCAAUUUCGGUCUUGGCUGGGCUUAUAUCAUUUUCAAUAUUGCUGGCACUGUUCUGCUUUACUACAUGUUCCGGGUUAAACAUUACAACCCUACUUCGUUGGUGCGUGGUAUUGGACAGGGAGCUUCGUUCUUGUGUCGGGUAUUUAAGAGGCGUUCUGGACAGACGCCUAAGGGCAAGGAGGCUGAUAAUGGUCGGCUGGUUUGA